UAAGUUCUCUGCGUCUGAGCCUCCGCACGCUGGUCCGCGGUUCUUGACAGCAAAAUGGCGACGGUUGGCAACGGUGCGGCAGCGGACCCGGAGAUGGACUCGCUCAGCGACGAGGAGAUAGAAAGGGAAGCCGAGGGCUACAAAGAGCAGGGAAAUGCGUACUACGUUCAGAAGGACUACUCCGAAGCAUUUAAGUACUACACCAGGGCUAUCGAUGUGUGCCCCAAGAACGCCAGUUACUAUGGCAACCGUGCAGCUACACUCAUGAUGCUGAGCCGCUACCGGGAGGCUCUGGAAGACUCCCAGCAAGCUGUAAGGCUAGACGACACCUUCGUAAAGGGUCACUUACGGGAGGGCAAGUGCCACCUGUUGCUUGGCAAUGCUAUGGCUGCCAGUCGGUGUUUCCAGAAGGUUCUGGAGCUGGAAUCUGACAACAGCCAGGCUCAGCAGGAACUAAAAAACGCAGAGUCCAUUUUGGAGUACGAGCGCAUGGCGGAGAUCGGCUUCGACAAACGAGACUUCAGAAUGGUGGUGUUCUGUAUGGAUCGAGCCCUGGAGUCAGCCUCUGCGUGUCACAGAUUUAAGGUGCUGAAGGCGGAAUGCCUGGCGCUGCUCGGCCGCUACCCAGAAGCUCAAUCUGUUGCCAGUGAUAUCUUGCGGAUGGACUCCACUAAUGGUGAUGCCCUGUAUGUGAGGGGUUUGUGUUUAUAUUAUGAAGACUGUAUCGAUAAAGCUGUGCAGUUCUUCGUUCAGGCACUCCGCAUGGCACCAGAUCAUGAGAAGGCCCGUCUCGCCUGCAGAAAUGCCAAAGCUCUGAAGGCUAAGAAAGAAGAAGGGAACCAGGCGUUUAAAGAGGGCAAUUUUGAAGAGGCUUACGAGCUGUACUCUGAGGCCCUGACCAUCGAUCCCAACAACAUCAAAACUAACGCCAAGCUUUACUGCAACCGAGCCACCGUCGGCUCCAAGUUAAAGAAACUGGAGCAGGCCAUUGAAGACUGUACAAAAGCCAUUAAACUGGAUGAAUCCUAUAUUAAAGCAUACUUGCGAAGAGCCCAGUGUUAUAUGGACACGGAACAGUAUGAAGAAGCUGUGAGGGACUAUGAGAAAGUCUAUCAGACAGAGAAAACUAAAGAACACAAGACUUUAUUGAAGAACGCUCAGCUGGAGCUGAAAAAGAGCAAACGGAAAGAUUACUAUAAAGUUCUAGGAGUGGAAAAAAACGCGACAGAAGACGAGAUCAAGAAAGCCUACCGCAAACGGGCCCUUAUGCACCAUCCAGAUCGGCACAGCGGAGCGAGUGCCGAGGUACAGAAGGAAGAGGAAAAGAAGUUUAAAGAAGUGGGUGAGGCUUUCACCGUGCUCUCAGACCCCAAGAAGAAAUCUCGUUACGACAGCGGCCAUGAUUUGGAAGAUGAAGACAUGAACAUGGAUUUCGAUGCCAACAACAUUUUCAAAGCUUUCUUUGGCGGCCCAAGUGGUUUCAGUUUCGAAGCAUCCGGACCUGGAAAUUUCUUUUUCCAGUUCGGCUAACUGUCCAUCCCCUCCUGCAUGUAUGCAGUAGACCCACGCGGCCUCCAGAACCAACCCCAACACAGACUUUCACCUGUCCCUCCCACACACAUACACCCACCCAUAUACAACUGCGUGUUGUACUGCAGCGUCGAAGGGUCCUAGGAUCAGCAAGCGGUCAUUCUGUAAACAACUUUUUUAAAAGCAACACCGUGAGGAGUUUGCUCUGACCACAAUUUCGAUUGUUUUUUUGUUUCGUUUUUUCUCAUCACAGUGGCAUCAUGAACAGCUGCACAUGUUUAUUUUUUUAUUAUUUUUAUUAUUAUUAUUAUUAUUAUUAAAAUGGUCCUAGUUAUUUAACCACUCUAGCAAAAUUGCUUUUCCCAGUUUGUUUGGUCGUAGAACCAAAGUUGUCAAACUUGUAUAGAAGGUGCUACAUAUUGACUGUAAAACACCAUUCGCAGCAUUCAUCACAUCAAUGCAAGACUCGUACAUCUCGUCCACAUUCUCCUGCACCACACUAUGCUGAUGUUAAGUGCCAGUUAUUAUCAAGGUUUGUGCUUUGAGGCGCCUUGUGACGCCGGUAGGAAGGAAUGUAUAACGAGUACCUCAUCUCCAAAUGUAUAUAAUAAUAAUAAUAAUAAUAACUAAUAAUAAUAAUAAUAAUAAUAAUAAUGUUCCUGGAGUAAACUCAUUUCACUUGUUUUAAAUCUUCUCAACUGCUGAUAGCGUACUAUGCCAAACUGUAUUGUUAAAAUUUUACUUAAGCGUUCUUCAACUAGUUGUGCUAAAAAACAAAACGGAAAAAAAAAAAAUCCCACACAUUGAACUACUGCAUACAAGUACAACCCAGGUGUUCGGGUUCCCUCUAGUGGUUUUCUCCAAACAUACAAGAUUUUAACAGGAUUUCGUCAUUUGAACAUUACAUUCAACCCCCUUGCUGCAUUGUACAUUUUACUGGAAUGUAAAGUGGUUCUGUUCGUGUUGAUAGUUGAUGACUGUUUUAAUUUGUUUUUUUGUUUUUUUUUAACUAUAAAAUGUAUUCAUUUUUUGAUAUCAAUAUUUAUUGUAAAUUCUCAAGCCGGACAUGAGCAGUUGAGAUGUGAAUGUGAAUGUUCGUCAGCUACAAGAGGAUCUUAGACGGCGAAGUCCUGUGAAGAACAAGCUUAAGCUGUGCACCAUUUCUUUUUUCUUUUUUUUGUGCACAGCCUGAUUAGAGAUUACAGCUUUUCAACUAUUUGCUGAGGACCCAAGUACAAAUCCCUACGGGUUCUUUUUAAAUCUAAUUUAAAGGACUGAAAUUCCCCACACAAUACCCAUGAUUCUGUAUAUUGUCCCCGGUUUGACAGGUGGAUUAAAAAAAAAAGAAACAGGUUUGGAGAACCCAGUUCUAAGGCUAACAUCAAAAUUUCAUAGUUUGUCAGGAGUGUUGUUUCGGAUAUAGUUUGUAUCAUUGUUUUUUGAGCUGGAUGUCCGGAACUGUCUGCACAGUGGCGUAUGGAUUAGCACUGGUGCUUCCUUGGGUUCGAUUCCCGCCUCGUGGUCUGUGUACAAGAAGUUUGCUUGGUCGGUUUCCUCCGGGUACUCUGGUUUCCUCCCAUGCAGAUUAGGCUAAUUUCUAAAUUGAGCAUAGUGUAAUGAAUAAGGAUGUGUGUGUUUGUGCCCUGCGAUGGAUUGGCACCCCGUCCAUGGUGUACCCCACAUCGUCCCCUAAGCCCCUCCCGGGCUCCCUGUAUACUGAAUAAAGUGAUGAUAGACGAUGAGUGAGUGAAUGAGUGUUUGUCUGUCUUACAUGCACACUUCAAUAAUUUUGAAUCUUCUUUAACUUUAAACCAAGCAGUCAUACUGGGGAAGUCCCCUUUGUAUUUGUGUCAGUUUUUUUGGGGAAAUGAAACUAGCUGGUUUGGCUAUUCGCAUACAUACUUGUUAAAAAACGAAUCAUGUUGGCCGUCCUAAGAUCCUCAUGGUGCGUUCAGAAGAGGAACAUUCACAUUGCUCAGGCUCAUCCUAAAGCAAACAGUCUUGACUAUGGACCGUUUUUGGAAAUAACCGUGUAAAUAAACUCCGCCUGUUUCCUGUUUCUCCCCA
Messenger RNA from Clarias gariepinus (North African catfish), 3597 nucleotides. It is a transcript of the gene dnajc7, whose product is annotated as DnaJ (Hsp40) homolog, subfamily C, member 7. Gene Ontology annotation, molecular function: protein binding. The record is from RefSeq and is a predicted model, not a curated record. Bases 55 to 1530 code for a protein of 491 amino acids. NCBI's taxonomy places the organism in Eukaryota, Metazoa, Chordata, Actinopteri, Siluriformes, Clariidae. The transcript has 14 exons.